Molecule: messenger RNA, 1437 nt
Organism: Trichomonas vaginalis G3
Lineage: Eukaryota; Parabasalia; Trichomonadida; Trichomonadidae
Product: helicase protein
Exons: 1
Coding region: 1-1437 (478 amino acids)
Biological process (GO): cytoplasmic translational initiation
Cellular component (GO): cytoplasmic stress granule
Molecular function (GO): ATP binding; RNA helicase activity; translation initiation factor activity
Source: RefSeq, a predicted model, not a curated record
AUGUCUUACUACGAUGAUGGACGCGAUGGCGAGGAAGGCGGCCGUGCAUAUGGUGCCGGUGGCUACGGUGGUGGCAGCCGUGCAUAUGGUGGCCGCGGAGGCUAUCGUCCAAGAUAUGAUAGAGGCUACGACGACGGCGGCCGUGGCGGCUAUGGCGGCAGAAACGACAGAGGCUAUGGUGGCCGUGGCAGACAUGAAGACUUCAGUUAUGAAGCAAUGACACCAGCACAAGAUGAUCCAAACUUCAUUCCAAACUGGACAACACGCGUUGACGAUUUCGAUCAGAUGGAUCUUCCUCCAGCCCUUCUUCAGGGUGUUUACAGCUACGGUUUCAGAGCACCUUCCGAAAUUCAAGCCAUUGCUAUUGGAGCCAUUCGUGAUCCUUCUAACAGACACGUUAUCGCCCAAGCACAGUCUGGUACCGGUAAAACAGGUGCCUUCUCAAUCGGUGUUCUUUCUAAAAUCGAUGUUUCCCAAAAGACAACACAAGCCCUUGUUUUAGCUCCAACACGUGAACUCGCUACACAGAUUUUCAACGUUUUCAAGGAAAUCGGUUCCCGUAUCCCAGGCCUUGAUAUCGCUAUCUUCAUCGGUGGCGCACAGAGAGUUGUUGAUGCCCAGGCCCGCGCCGCAUCACAUCCACACAUCUGCAUCUGCACACCAGGUCGUGCUUUGGAUCUCAUCGUCUCCGGACACCUCCGUGUUCAGAAUUUCAAGAUGGCCGUCUUAGAUGAAGCCGAUCAGAUGCUUUCUGAUAACUUCAUUGAGCAGGUCAACGAUAUCAUGGAAUACUUCCCAGAAGAUGUCCAGAUUCUCCUCUUCUCCGCUACAAUUUCUCAAUCUAUCUUCCACAUCAUGAACACAUUCAUGAACGAUCCAUUCAGAAUCCUCAUCAAGAAGGAGCAGCUCACACUCGAAGGUAUCAAGCAAUUCUACGUCGAUGUCCAGGAAACAUCCAACAAAUUCGACUGCCUUCUCGAUAUCUACGGCUCAGUUUCCAUCCAGAAGGCCAUUAUCUUCGCAAACUCAAAGAAUGCCGUCGACUACAUCUCAGAACAGCUCCAGCAGCACGGUUUCGGAGUUGCUCCAAUCCACGCCGGCCUCGACCAGCUCGAGAGAGACAGAAUCAUGAGAGAUUUCCGUACAGGCACAGCCCGUGUACUUAUUUCUACAGAUCUUCUCGCUAGAGGUAUCGAUGUUCAACAGGUUACACUCGUUAUCAACUUCGAAUUGCCAAAGAAGCUCGAACAGUACAUCCACCGUAUCGGUCGUUCCGGUCGUUAUGGUCGUAAGGGUGUCGCUAUCAACAUCUGCGACCACGAGGAUAUGAACGUCAUCGAAAUGCUCAAGAACCACUACAUGACUACAAUCAACGAGCUUCCAAGCGAUAUCGAGAGAGUCGUUAACGAGGCUAACGCUCAGUGGGAUGAAAAGUAA